Messenger RNA from Cajanus cajan (pigeon pea), 1650 nucleotides. NCBI's taxonomy places the organism in Eukaryota, Viridiplantae, Streptophyta, Magnoliopsida, Fabales, Fabaceae. The record is from RefSeq and is a predicted model, not a curated record.
UCAGGUAUUCCUUUUACUGAAUUCGUGAUCUUUCUUCUCUAUUUCUUUUACCUUCUACUGGUUGUUGCGUUGGUGCAAAUGGCUUUCUUCAGAAGUGUUUCCGCACUUUCUCGACUUCGCUCUCGUGCGGGUCAACAAUCUAAUCUAGCGAAUUCAGUUAGAUGGCUCCAAACUCCGGGCUCCAGUAACACUUUGAAUUGUGAGAUGGGUUCCUACUGUACUGCCAGAAGUGCUAAUCAUCAAGCUGGGUUCAGUGGCAACUUGAAUGAAUAUUCUGCUAGAGCUUUUGCAACAACAUCUUGUGCUUCAUUGUCUGAAGAUCAUCAAAAGGAUAAUUCUGUCUCUGAUAUGUUAGUAGAUUCAUUUGGAAGGCUUCACACUUACUUGAGAAUAUCUUUAACAGAGAGGUGCAAUUUAAGGUGUCAGUAUUGUAUGCCAGCAGAUGGUGUUGAACUCACUCCAAGCCCUCAACUUUUAACAAAGGCUGAGAUUCUGCGAUUGGCAAAUCUGUUUGUAAGCUCUGGGGUAAAUAAAAUACGUUUGACAGGUGGGGAGCCAACUGUUAGAAAGGAUAUUGAAGACAUAUGUUUGGAAUUGUCAAACUUGAAAGGGCUGAAGACAUUGUCAAUGACUACUAAUGGUAUAGCGCUAGCAAGAAAAUUACCAAAGCUGAAAAAAUGUGGGCUUACUUCUGUCAACAUUAGUUUAGACACACUGAUACCAGCGAAGUUUGAGUUUAUGACGAGACGCCAAGGGCAUGGAAAAGUAAUGGAUUCAAUUAAUGCUGCCAUAGACCUUGGAUUGAAUCCAGUCAAGGUCAAUUGUGUUGUAAUGCGUGGAUUCAAUGAUGAUGAAAUCUGUGAAUUUGUUGAGUUGACGCGUGAAAAGCCAAUUGAUGUUCGGUUUAUAGAGUUCAUGCCUUUUGAUGGAAAUGUUUGGAAUGUCAAGAAACUUGUACCCUACUCAGAAAUGUUGGAUACAGUGAUGAAACAGUUUACAAGCUUAAAAAGAGUUCAGGAUCACCCUACAGAUACAGCCAAGAAUUUCACAAUAGAGGGGCAUGAAGGCAGAGUUUCAUUUAUCACAUCAAUGACUGAGCAUUUUUGUGCCGGUUGCAAUAGAUUGCGACUACUAGCUGAUGGAAACUUUAAAGUCUGUUUAUUUGGUCCUUCGGAGAUUAGUUUAAGAGAUCCCUUGAGGCGUGGUGCUGAGGAUCAUGAACUUAGGGAGAUAAUAGGGGCAGCGGUGAAGAGGAAGAAAGCUUCACAUGCUGGUAUGUUUGACAUAGCAAAGACUGCUAAUAGGCCUAUGAUACAUAUUGGUGGAUAAGCUAUCAUAUAUUGAUAAAAUUGCUUUUACAUCAGGCAACCAGAGCUGCCGCAGUCAGAAGCACCCUGAAUUGAGUAUUGGCUAAGAUAUUCAUUGAUAGUCAGUCUCACACCAUGUGGGGUGAUAAAAAAUUUCACUUAUACCUAUCAAUAUUUUGUUAUAUGUUUGUGUCUAUUAAUCAAUUUAAAGUAAUGCAUUUCAUCUAUUAUUAUGUCGUUUGAUGGAUGUAGCUGAUUUCGCACAGUGAGAUAAGGCUUGAUUAUUGUAAAUGCAUUUCAUAUAUAUGGGUUAUAGAGACAAGAAUGUUGCAUUAUGAUUCUA